Molecule: messenger RNA, 5259 nt
Organism: Trichoderma gamsii
Lineage: Eukaryota; Fungi; Ascomycota; Sordariomycetes; Hypocreales; Hypocreaceae
Exons: 6
Coding region: 1-5259 (1752 amino acids)
Source: RefSeq, a predicted model, not a curated record
AUGGAUACGGAUACAGGCGACACUAGAUGGACUUCGACUGUCACUGAGAGUGAAGCCCAGGAGCGGAUCGAUCUCGGCAUUUCGCCUAGUGACGAGAAGUGGAAUUCCACGUAUCGGAUGUUUGAAGAUCUCUUUGCAGAUGAAGAUACGCCGAUUGGUGAAAUUUUGGCUUCGAAGUUCACACAGCAUGAGAUUUGUCUAUUCAUGCUAUCUGCAUCCAAAGUCUUGAAAGCUAUACAAGACGAUAACACAGCUCGAUUCAACGCACUCUUGCAGACAAGACUUCAAGAUGCUGCACCUGAAAUAAUCACAAAAUUGACGAUGUUGUAUUUUGGACUUCCCAUUGAGCCAAUCGACUUCUCAUUAACCGACAUGACUUACAAAAUGGAGAUUCGAGAGCCAGAUUCUCCGCAAAGUGUCGGUGAUCGGCCUCUACAAUUUUUAACAGCACACAAGCAACGUAAUUGGGGAGACGAGAGUCUUAUAGGAAAAGAAGAUCAGUCACAUCCUAUACCCACCCAACUACCGCCAAAAAUCUUAUCGAAUCUCUUCGCCGACUUUUUCAGCUAUGCCCCGCUCCAGAAAGGCAUCGUUGAUCAACAGAGCGAGAACACGGUGAUGCGCCUUAGAGGUGGUGGUAUAGACGAGGAUAGCGACUGGGAAAUGCCUGGCGAUGGCAACGACUGGGAAGGAGAUGAUGGCGAUCUCAGCUACGCCGCAAGCAGCGAUGAAGACGGCAGUGAAGACGUUGACGGAUCUGUGGCUUUCGUCCCAGGAGAUCAAACAACAUAUGAGAACGCCAUUAGAAGAUUAUUAUCCCUUGGACCUCAGGACAGCACAACAUUCCACAUUUGUCAUUUUGCCAAGAAUUACAGCCUGAUAGACAUCAUUGCCGACACUUUUCCUUUGAACACCAGCAGUGCAUCUAUGGAAUACAUCUCCAAACAGGACCUCUCAUUGCAACCUUCAUUCUUCAUCAAGUUGGGAGAUGAAGAUGUGCCUGACCACUGGGAGCCUAGCGAGGCGCAAUCAGCUUGCGAAGUCGCCAAAGUCACAUGGAGGCAUCAUGCUGAUAUUGCUAUGGAGCCAACUUCAGAGUCAACUGGUCCCAUUUCAAGUUGUUACCUGGAGUUUCCGACGCCUGACUGUUUACUUACAACUCAAGGACACGUUAACAGCUGGAAUUUUGAUCACUACAGCGCUUAUGUCAGAGCGGCCUUUGAGGUUGUACUGGGUCCUCUACUGGGCUCCUUUCAUCACGCUCUUUUCCACAUGGACCACCCCGGUAUCGACUACAGUAGCCCCCCAGAAUAUGGGUUUCCAGCAAUCAAGAGUUAUGAUAUGAAGAAAAUUUCUAGCUUCUUAGGUGAAGAUACGUUGGAACUGAAAUGCACUAGACUUGACGGAAACGAAAUUGCCUUUUUCCUGCCGAGCUAUUACAACAAUGACUGUCGCCUGGGACGCAUCUCGCGCAGCGAGGAGAACAUCAGUGAGGCGCUCAAACUCAUCUGGCAGAUAAUUUCGUGUGCUUUUGGUGAAGAAGCAAAUCGUCUCCGAUAUAUCCGCUUGCUGGACGGCUGUGAAACAUUCGGGCCGGAGACCAACAGGAACCAAAAGUCUUAUUUCAUUCAACUGCAUGAUGACGGUUCUGGGAAUUUUGAGACUCGCAAUGCUUCUGUCUUAUCCGAAUUUUUUGCUGAUGGAGGUAAUUUUGCUCUUCUAUAUCCAGAGUGGGAGGGAGAUAUCACUGGUCUCUCUAUUGCAAAUCCCAAUGGAUUCGGCGAAGCCCCAUCCUACGUUCAGAUACCGCCGUUAUCUUCAACAGUGGAUGAGUUCAGGAUCAGAGUGUUUGAGCUCAUGCGACUUACAGGAUAUGAGACAAGCCAGACCGUAAGUGUGAGAAGCGGUAAAUCUUUCAUCAGCAUUCAGCCCCUGCCAGAGGAUGGGUAUAUAUACAGCCAGGUUAAUGCUCCAUGUUUCUUUAUCGACUUUAACACCACGGACGAAGAGUGGUUCAAAAUUCGCGCCAGAAUUUCCACCCCUAAAGCGACUGUCAGAAUAAUUGAUUCUGAGAAAUGGAAUUGGAAUUGGGGAGCUGGGAGUCAAAAGACCAGCGUCUGGGGCCCGCGAUAUGGACGCAUGGCAGAGGCACAUGCGGCCAAAAAGCAGCAAAAGAAGGUCAGCUGGGCAGAGGAGGCGGAACUAAUCCCAGAAAGCGGUACUGCCGGACCAUUUGAAUCAGAUCAUACAAGAGCAUCGUUAGAAGGCAAUGAGCCUGUGGAAGUUAGUCGUUUAGACUGGGCUCAACUUCGAUCUCAUAAGACGAAAGCAGCAAGCGAUGGUGAAAAGCGGCAAAAGGCAUAUGCAACACAGCCCAGCAUCUUUGAUCGCUACGGAUUGGUCCCUUGGCCAGCAAACUCGGGUAUUCAAAUUCCAACAAACGCACCACCCUUUGAGCACAUGCUCCGUACAGGACCCCGAAUGCCUCUGGUGAGCAAAGCUAUAUUGACACCCACAGAGCAAGGUGAGCUCCAACGGGUCGCUUGGGACUUACGAAACCUCUGCUUGAAGCGGGCGGUAAGAUGCCCAUAUGAUGGCUGCAAUUUCUCAUACACACUGAAUGAUGAAAAUGCCAUGAAGAAGCACCUAAAGGCAUGCCAUACAGCACGAAAGUGUAUGUGGUGUGAUGAUACGCUAUACGAACACUGGGAUGCGGCAAAGAUUAAUCGUCAUAUCAGAGAGAAGCAUAAAGAUGAGCUCAUGCAAGCACUAGGAGUCAGUCAAGCAGCAAUCCGGCUAUUUGACCAAGAGGGAACCCUCUCCGUACCGCUUAGAAGAGUCAAAAAGCGCCUUCGACGUUCCGCCUUGGCUUUGGCGUCUGAGCAUGUAGUUUACGAGACAAAUAAUUCUCCAGAGCCUCAAAACGACAACGCUUGGGGAUUCUGUGAUUGUUGUGGUCGUGAAAGAAACUACUACAGCAACACUGAACGAAUAUAUCACCGCAGUCACUGUGAGCGAAGCACAUUCAACGACGCAAACUGCAGAUUCUGCACCCUCUGCGGCAAACCCGUCUGGUCAAGCGCAGCAGACGCCCACAAGAGCGGGAAACCAGACAGACAGUUGUCCCAUUGCUCACAUAAUGUGGAUGACACAAAUGGCCUUCACUGUUCUGGCUGCGGAUUCAACAUGUCUCGUCUGCCACAGGCUGGACGCGACCAACAUCAGAAAAGAUGCAGAGGCUUUGGUGUAGUGUCUGGUCGAUUUUGUCUCUAUUGUGGCGAAGAGUUUAGAAAUACCGAGACCCAGGUGGAUUGGGAUAGAAAUAAGGCUCAUAUGGUUGCCUGUUAUAGGGGGAACCCGAAGGCGAUAGCCAUGCUUGAAGACCCAGAAGAGGCAGCUUUCGACCAGCAACAGAAUAAUCUUCGGCUCCAGAUAAGGGUAGCCGCCAUUACCUCUGAAGAAGAGCAGGGACAAAAUAAAAAAGACGGCAGUCUAGAUGGUGAUAAGGAUGAACAGCCAAGUCGAACAGAGCCAGCAAAAGAGCCCAAGGCAACGCCACUUGAUCAAGUGCUGGCAGAUUCUCCAGCUGUUAUUAGCACGGCUCUGCAAGACGCAGUUGAAGAGGCAACAACCAGUCAAGAUGUUUCUCAACUUCCGAUUCUUGGUCCAGACUCUGAUCGUCAUAGCCAGGAAACUCUCAGGACCAUUCUUCGCCAAAAAGCCCCUGAUAACACGCUGCAACAAAAGUCUUUGAGCGCAAGUCCAGUUCGACAGCCAAGCCCGGUUCCACCAGCAGAGGAAAACGAGAAAGAGCCCGAUAUCGAAAUCAGACCUGAAUCCCCUCUCUUUGUAAGUUCCAUAUCUUCAGAAGCCGGUUCAGACGCGGGAUCGGUUUUUGGCGAAGACGAGCAGCGUUCUGCCGACAUCGAGUCGGAAGACGAGCUCUUAUCAGACCCUUCAAAGUCCAAACGUCGAAAACCAAGAGGAAGGAAGCGCACAAAAGAGAGCGAUAGCAACUAUCAGGCCGAGAGAGAUGAUGACGAAGAAGAGCUUUCAUCAGAUCCUUCAAAGUCAAAACACCGAAAGCCAAGAGGAAGGAAACGUACACGAGAGGACGAUGACAACUAUCACGCUGAGGGAGAUGGCGAUGAUGAUAGUGAGAUCGACGAAGAAGAGCUUUCAUCAGAUCCUUCAAAAUCCCCUCUUGGAAGAGUGAAGGAAAUUGAGCUUCAUCACGACCCUGGCCGAUGCUGUGGCAUCCGCCGUGGAAUCGGCUCAAUCGAACGCCUCCCCAACCGCAGCGGCUGGAUCCCAGCAAACCUCAUGCCCAAGCCCCUUGCCACUCUCCGUAGAAAGUUCCUACGCCGAUAUCCCGUCUACGCUCGCACAAUCUAUCCCCUCAACGCUACAAACGCCAACGGCACCUACUGGCGGUCAGAUCCAAACAACGAAAGCAACGAGGCUUGGUGGAACAUUCCCUGGCCGCCUUUCAGAGGGCGAGCUCCUUUGCCUAAUGGCUGGGAAGCGCCCGAUGUAGUCGAUGUUCCUGCUACCGGGAGAACGCGCCAGCAGUUUCAGCUGAAGCCGGUGGCUGAUCCGACGUAUCGCCAGGGGGGUGAUGUCCACUACUCAGAUGAUGAGGAUGUGGAUGAUGUUGAGUCGGACAAGGAUGACAAUGGGAAGAGAAAGAGGAAGCGUAAAGCUGCUACGGCGAAGAAGAAGCAGAAGACCACUGCCAUUGUUGAGCCUGCUAAUGUUGAGCCUGCUAAUGUUGGGCAUGCCAACUUUGAGAAAGCAGCUGCGCCUCGGCCAGUGAAGAAGAAGGCCCUGGAUCCGACAUAUCGCCAAGAUAACGACGUCCAGUACUCAGAUGAUGAGAAUGUGGAUGAUGUCGAGUCGGAAAAGGACACCAACGGAAAGAGAAAGAGAAAGCGUAAGGCUACUGCUGCUACGCCGGAUCCAACAUAUCGCCAGGGGAACGAUGUUCGAUACUCUGACGAAGAUGAGGAUGAUGUAGAGUCGGACAAGGACACUAAUGGGAAGAGGAAGAGAAAGGGUAAAGCCAUUACUGCGAAGAAAAAGCAGAAAACCACUGUCAAUCUUGAGACAGCAGCUGUGCUUCAACCAGUGAAGAAGAGAGCGCCGAAGAAAGCGAAGUCGCAAGCAGCUUUAUUGGAUACAGAAGCACAGCAAGUGCAAGAAGGGGAAGUUGUCACUCGGCGAUCGACGAGGAAGCGGCAAAAGACUGCGAAGGAGUAG